Messenger RNA from Brugia malayi, 276 nucleotides. RefSeq lists its product as uncharacterized. NCBI's taxonomy places the organism in Eukaryota, Metazoa, Nematoda, Chromadorea, Rhabditida, Onchocercidae. The transcript has 2 exons. The record is from RefSeq and is a predicted model, not a curated record. The annotation marks the transcript as partial.
AUGUCGUCCAUAAAUGUCUUUCUGUCAAUAUACUGGAAUAUAAUUUUUCGGGAAAGGACGAUAAUCGUUGUCCAAAAUGCUGUUUUGGUGGUGCCUGACCAGAUCAGAGUAGACGUUGAGGUCUCUAUCAACGGUUUUAAAUAUGCUCUCGCCAAUCAACUUCAUUUUGCCACACUUUUUCGCUUCUUUCUUCUUUCACUUUGCCGGCAGGUAGCAGCUCAAAAAUACAUAAAUCCAGUGCCGAUUUCAACCAAUUCCAUAACUCUGAAGCGCUGC